Molecule: messenger RNA, 7443 nt
Organism: Limanda limanda (common dab)
Lineage: Eukaryota; Metazoa; Chordata; Actinopteri; Pleuronectiformes; Pleuronectidae
Gene: erbin
Product: erbb2 interacting protein
Biological process (GO): neurotransmitter receptor transport, endosome to postsynaptic membrane; neurotransmitter receptor transport postsynaptic membrane to endosome
Cellular component (GO): postsynaptic density; postsynaptic membrane; adherens junction
Molecular function (GO): protein binding
Source: RefSeq, a predicted model, not a curated record
GAAGGAAGCAGCAGCAGCCGCCUCGUCGUGUUCCUCUGGAAGCAGCCCCCCUGGAUGCAGCGCAGCCUCUUCGACCCGGCCGACCUGCGCUCCCACCUUCCAUUAGCACCGUCGCCAUCGCUGCAGAUGUGUCUUCUUCCAAACGCGGAGGAAAUAAUGAGCGAAAACAUCUGGGCGCGGCACACUUCAGAGGAAGCUGCUCGGCUCUGUCGGAGGUCGCUCUUGCCUUUUGUAUUUCCUUGCUGCUGAAUGUCGUGUGGACAUUUUGGAUUUUGUUUUUUACUUCUAAGUGCUCCGCGUCGGUGAAGUCGCACACAGCGAGGACCCGGUUGUAGUGUGGUCGCUGUUUUUUUGCUUCGCACUCUUCCGGGUUGUUGUCUUUUAAUUGAGUAGCUCGGAUAUUUUAAAAAGUGAGGACAGAAGAAGCUUCGGCUCGUCGGGAGAACUUGAGGAGACGGUGGCUCUUUAAGUGGGCAGCGUUAGCUAGCUGCUAGCACUAGCCCCCCCCCCCCCCCAAAAAAGGACCCACACUGAAGUAACCACAAAUCCAGCUAAUGUCCACUUGCUUCAGCAUUUCUCUGAUACUCGCAGCCCGCCCACGGCCCGGACACCAUUUACCGACCCAGCGACUCCACAUCGACCGAGAUAAGCAAAUUGUUGCUGUCAUCUGCCAUCCACUGGCAUCCAGGCGCUUGAGUCCUAAAUGACAAGUGACUGAGGAUGUCCAAGCGGAGCUUGUUUGUUCGCCUAGUGCCCUGCCGCUGCUUGCGGGGUGAAGAGGAGGCGGUAACAUCGCUGGACUACUCCCACUGCAGCCUGGAGACUGUUCCUAAGGAGAUCUUUAACUUUGAGAAGACCCUGCAGGAACUCUAUCUCGAUGCCAACCAGAUCGAGGAACUGCCUAAACAACUGUUUAACUGCCAGUUACUACAUCGACUGAGCUUGCCAGAUAAUGACCUUACGGUGAUGCCAGCAGCGAUCGCAAACCUCAUCAAUCUCAGGGAGCUUGAUGUCAGCAAAAACAGUAUCCAGGAAUUUCCAGAAAACAUCAAGAACUGCAAAGUCCUAACUAUUGUAGAAGCCAGUGUGAAUCCCAUGUCAAAGCUCCCAGAUGGCUUCACACAGCUCCUGAGUCUGACGCAGCUCUACCUGAACGAUGCCUUUUUGGAGUUCCUACCAGCCAGCUUUGGCAGGUUGACAAAAUUACAGAUAUUGGAGCUGAGGGAGAACCAAUUAAAGAUGUUGCCAAAAAGCAUGCAGAAGCUCACGCAGCUGGAGAGGCUGGACCUGGGGAGUAAUGAGUUCACUGAAGUGCCUGAGGUGUUGGAGCAGCUGACUGGAAUCAAGGAACUCUGGAUGGAUGGGAACAGACUGACGUUUUUACCUGGGAUGGUUGGGAUGCUGAAACAGCUGGUCUACAUGGACGUAUCCAAGAACAACCUGGAGAUGGUAGAUGAGCAAAUCUGCGGCUGUGAGAGUCUGCAGGACCUCCUGCUCUCCAACAAUGCCCUCACACAGCUGCCAGGCUCCAUCGGUUGAAGAAUCUUCCUUACAGUUUCACUAAACUGAACCAGAUGACUGCAAUGUGGCUGUCUGAAAAUCAGUCAAAGCCCCUGAUCCCUCUGCAGAAAGAGGAGGAUCCAGAGACGCACAAAACUGUGCUGACUAACUACAUGUUCCCCCAGCAAACCAGGACAGAGGAGUACAUUCCCAGCUCUGACUCUGAGAGCUUUAAUCCGGCUCUGUGGGAGGAGCAACGCAAGCACCGAGCUCAGGUGGCCUUCGAGUGUGACGAGGACAAGGAUGACAGAGAAGCGCCACCGAGGGAGGGAAACCUGAAGCGCUACCCUACACCAUAUCCAGACGAGCUGAAGAACAUGGUGAAGACGGCUCAGUCGGUGGCUCACAGGCUGAAGGAGGACGAGUCAGGCGACGAGUCGGGGAAAGAUGGAAAACCAGUCGAGAGGAACCACAUUGGUGUGCAGGACGUGGGUGUAAAGGUGAUAGAGGCCCCGUGCCCCAACGGCGUGGCAACAGACAAAGAGACCCAUGUAUCUGCCAAUAUAUAUGCCCAAAAUCCCUCUGCACCAGAUUCUAAAGACGCUUCAGACACGUCCUACAGCUCCCACAGAGUCCCACUGAAAUCCUCAGAGGGCUCCAUGAUGAACCACGAGGACACACUGGAGGACUCUGAAGAGCUGUCAGAUGAAGAAGAGGAAAUGAAAAUAGCAGAGAUGAGACCCCCUCUUAUUGAGAUCUCCAUCAACCAGCCUAAAGUAGUGACCUUAAGUAAGGACAAAAAAGAUGAUGGGAAAGAUGCAGACUCGUUGCUGGAUGACACUGUGGCCAACAGCAACCAGAACAAUAGUAACUGUUCAUCCCCAUCACGCAUGUCCGACUCAGUGUCUCUGACCACGGACAGCAGCCAGGACAACUCUCUGUGUACCCCCGAGAGAGAGGCAAAGAUGCCUUUCCUCCCGAAAAGCCGGCAAGAAGAUGAGAACAUGAACCAGCCUAAAGACACCACCCCUCUCCUCCAUAAUGGUAAUGGCUCUGAAACGUCCCUUCAGGCCAUUUUGAAAACCCAGCAGAUGCCACCAGAAAAAAUGGGCGACUACGACCUGUCAAUGGAAGCCAGAAUGGCCUUCAUUGAGAAGGGAAUCAACAAUGGCAUGGAAGACACCUACACGAAGUGGGACCAGAUCAAUAUGAACAUUUCCAAGCUGCCAACUGACAACAUGGUUCAGCUGGACGGGAUGGACAAGACCAAGAAUGGUUCCGUAACCCGGGAGGAGUUGGGCGGAAGGCAAACUUUCAGCAAUGACAACUUGGAGCAUUUGCGGAAUGGAAACCAGCAGGUCAGGGACUGCUUCAGCAGUCUGGGCCACAAAAGUCAAGCAGUGAGAGCGGAGCCAUCUGCCGUGCAAGUGGCCUCGACAGGCGUGACAGCCAGCAGUGACAUGUCUCUGUCUCGCAGCACAGAGGAGCUGUCUCCAGACAAAAGGUGCCAUCCCCCACAGGUGAUGAAGUCCCACAGUGUCUGUAACAUGGAAACAGGGGGCAUGAGGCUUUUCUCCUUUGAAGGGGAUGAUGAAGCAUAUGAGGCAGCAGCAAUGAGCUGGAUGGCAGGAACCGGCCCGGGACCAGGAGCUCAGGGCCAGAGCAUAGUCAGGAGCAAGUCAGCCAGUCAGUUACUCAAUGACCAGAGUCUCCAGAUCUACCCCAGCUCCUCUGCAUCUUCCUCAGACCUGCUCUCCUACUCCAAGCCUCCUGCUAGCACCAACAGAUACCCAAUCUCCUCCAGCAUGGCCAUGGGCAUCGCUCCUCCUCAGUACAAUAUUCAGUACACAAGCAGUGCCAUACCGAAAGAUAGCAUGUGGACCCAGAGGACGCCCAUGCCCCCCCCAGAGCACCAGGGCUACCUCCCUCCUCCGCCACACUCGCUAGCCAACACCAACUAUUCCAAUCGUAAUCAGGCACCUCCCUUCCCUCUAUCGCAACAGCAAAGGGGGCCUCCCAUGGCCCCUAAACCCUCUGGGGACAUGUGGGCUAUGGAGAGACUUCAUUCUACUGGCGGCCAGCCUCGCAGCAGCACUCUGCAGAGGCAAAGUAGCACCGCAUCCACAGCUUCAAUUGGUGACCCAAGGCGCAUGCAGUUGCCCGAUGGGGAAUAUAUGACUUACAGGGACAUUCACACCCUCGCCAGGGGCCCGCUGGCAAUGAGCCAGGCCGCGCAGAGGCCCCUGUCAGCUCGCACUUACAGUAUCGACGUACCCGGAGUUUCCAGGCCUCUCAUUGCGAGGCCACAGCCCCACGAGCUUCCAGAGAGGACCAUGUCUGUCUCUGAUUUCAACUAUCAGCACAGCAGCCCCAGCAAAAGGCCCAACACCCGGGUGAAGUCUGAGUACUCGCUCCUUGACGGCCCUGGAGGAGUGGGAGCAGCAAGAGUGCCGCAAGACUGGAGAGAUCAGGUGAUGCGUCACAUCGAGGCCAAGAAAAUUGAAAAGAAUGCGCUGUCUCGCUCCUAUAAUUCCAAUAACGCUCCGCUGAGCUGGUCUCACUACGGCAGCUGUAAGGAUAUGCAUGCCAGCCAAGAGUCUCUGGUCUUUAGUCCCAGAGAGGGACAGCCGAAAGGAGCUCUGGGCUUCAGUGAUGAUGUGUAUAGUCCACAAGGGCAGCAGAGCUACACCUUGGACCCCCACAGAAAAGUGCCUUUGUUGAACGGUCAGAUGGGAUCCUCUGGUCGUCCUCAGAUGACCCAGAUGAACCAGAUGCCCAUGGCUCGCCACCCUUCCAGAGAGCAGCUCAUUGAUUACCUGAUGCUCAAAGUCUCCCAGCCACAAGCACCCCCCCGGGGCCCGCAAGAAGCAAUGCAGCAAGAGUUCCGUGUGAAAGUGGAGAAGAAUCCAGAGCUGGGCUUCAGCAUAUCAGGAGGAGUGGGAGGACGAGGAAACCCCUUUCAUCCAGAUGACUAUGGCAUAUAUGUGACAAGGGUCCAGCCUGAGGGACCGGCAGCCAAGAUUCUUCAGCCUGGAGAUAAAAUUAUCCAGGCAAAUGGCUACAGCUUUGUGAAUAUCGAUCACGGGAACGCAGUGUCCUUGCUAAAGACUUUUCCGUGCACUGUGGAUAUGAUUAUCUUCAGAGAAAUGCAAGCAUAGACUCAACCGGGACUGACCUGUGGAGUGUGCGCGGGGGAUGUGAGGAAAGAAGAAGAAGAGAGACGUUUAUGUCGUCUCUCAUAUUUUUUUAUACACAGAAGAGUCUGAUGUGUCGAUUUCCGUCAGGACUAUUCCUACUCGAGAUCUUCACAGCCUUGAUUCAAACUGGGAAAACCACUGAAUGUAGUGGAACCAAGUGAGAGGGCAGCAAACAUCUGCAAGUACGAGUCCUCAAACGGCCAUCACUGUGGUAUAUAUAUUUUUAUACAAAAGAAGCUGAAGAUGCUCUGAUGCAAAUAAUUACUGUGGUCUCUGUACAGGUCAUCUUUUUCUUUUUUUCUUAGUACAAAACUCUUUAAAAUCCUUUAUCAUUAUUUGGGUUUUAUUUCUGCGCAUGGACAUGAAUUGACCACUAGGAGGGCAAUCCACUUUCUCGUGUCAUCCACUUCGCCUUUUUUUUACACUUUUAUUUAAGAUGUUGAAACCUUUUUUUUGGGGGGGGGUCUGCCAAGCGGUUUAUAUGGAGGACAGUGGUAUGUGCUUUUCACGUGGAGACGAAUGUAGAUCAAGGUGGUGUUUUGAUUUGGGGUUUGUUUUGGGAGAUUCUUUUUUUGCUUUUUGUCUCUGUGUCUUUCAAGAUCAAGGAGUUGAGAAGAGGAAAAAAAUCCUCCGCCUCUGCUUCCACAAACUUGUGAACAGCUCCUUGAAUCUGUACAUUUGAUCUAAUUUGUUAUUACGUGCUAGUUAAGUGUAAAUACGACGCAUGGCACAUUUUAUAAGUGGUUAUGUACGAACUAUUUCUCGGCUCAGAGCUUCUGGUUUACUGGCGAUGGCUCAGAGUCAGGAUAUCGUCUAUAACCCUCUGUAAAAUGACACCAUAUCGGAUUUACACACAAACAUGAGAUACAACAUAUCCAUUAGUGAACUGAGAAGGCAGAUUUCUUUGGUUAGAGCUUGACUAACUUCCCCCCCCGUCUCCAGUUUUCACUUCUAAGAGAAGCCAACAAGCUGCUAGCUGGAUCCUUGCUUAACAGACAGAUAUGGGAACGGUAUCAGUCUUCACGUCUCAUCUCUCCGCCAAAAAGCGAAAACGCUUAUUUCACACAACGUAAAUCUAAAGCAGAGGAAGCUGUGGGUGGUUCUCGUUAACCAAAGCAAGUUUGCUGUGGACAGAAGGCGAAAGCAGGAGAUGACUAAAGAGAGCUACUGGAAUAAGAACAUUUUAAAGUUUCACUUGCGUUUUAUUUUCAAGGGCUUCACCUUCCAGGCAGCCGCUGUUGAGAUGCGUGUCUGUUUUACAAGGGUUUCAGCAUCUGGCAGUAUGAUUUUCAUUUUUAAUUGUUUUUAAUAGGAGAAGACCACAGUUUGCCUUUUGUGUCUAUACAAACGUUUUAAUUCUACUUUUUACUCAUACCUUUGGAGCGAUGUCUUUUUUUUUUCUUCUUCUUCUUUGCUGUACAGAGAAUAGAGUUGGGAGAAACAAGUUGUCAAGUGCCAUAGACCUUGAGCUGUUUGAAUAGGGGAGGACCUCUGACCCCAGAACUCGAGCAAUAGUCACACGUCCACAAACUUCUGAGUACAUCUGCAUAAUGGCUAAAAAAGCAAUACUUUAAAGCCUUUAUUUUCAUUCAGAAAAACCAACAUCACAUAGCGGUUUUUUUUUAAACACAACCUUUUACUAAUCCCUGAUUGUUUUACAUGGUUUUUAUAGCGUGAAAUGUCUUCUUCUUUUUUUGUAAUGAAGCAGCACAGGACAUGUGUAUGAUAGUGCUUGAAAAAAAAAAAAUCACAUCUCUGCAUUGUGUACAAGUGAAAGUUUGUGUCACUUUACCCGAUGCUUUUUAAUGUCGGACAUUUCGAAUACCGAGGCUACUGGUGUUCAUCUGUGCAAAGAAAACAACUUCCACCGUUGAAAACCAUCUGACUGUCAACAAACUGUCAGAAGGAAAAACAUCAAAUGUUCCAUGUACCUGUCAGUUGCAUGAAAUCAGCCUGUUAGUGGUAAAUGAUUACUCAGUGAGACGUGUUUCCAGAAAACAAGUGGAAAUGAUCCAAUUCACACAGAGCAAAGACUCCAUUCAAUCCAGCAGUACAUUUGUGACCACUGAAUAGUUUGUACAGUAUAUGAUAGAAAUUUUACUUUUUAUCCUUUUAAUAAUUUGUCGUCCUGUUUGAAAGUGAAGCUGUGCCCUCAAUUUUUUAACUAAAUCUUAAACUGGUCAAAUUAAUUCGCUGGAAAACAACGAAGUAAUGUGCAGUUCCCCACACACAAAUGUUCACAAAACAUCUUAUAUUUUACACAGAUUUACUGUUUCUUAUUUGUUCUAAUUUUGUUGGUAACUUUCUUAGAGUAGAUGGGAAAAAUUGGGGGGUAAUGGUCACUUUAUAUUCACGGCAAAAACAUACAGUCUGACAUUGUAGACAAUCUACGGAGAUCAAACAUUUUCGUCAUCCAUGUUGGUCUGUUUCUUACGAUCCCGUAUUUGUUCUUAUUUAUUUAGAAGUCUUCUAUGGACUUUAGACCUUAUUAAUCAAAUUGUAAAUACUCUAAGAAAAUUUGACAAAAGAGUUAUUAAUGGCAUUAGUGACUUGCGAUUGUAAAACCAGCAAUAAAUUGCAAUGCAGAGGCACCUGUUUUAAUGUAUAGCUAGUAUUUCUAAGGUUUCUUUGGAAACCGUCACAGUGAGAGGAUUGAUAUGCAUUUAUCCAACAUUCCAGAUUUUGUACAUAAUUAACUGUUUCUGAAGUAACCUGUGGAAAAUAAACUAAUGCUCUUUACCAACAA